Chlorocebus sabaeus (green monkey) is the source of this 1539-nucleotide messenger RNA. RefSeq names its product ubiquitin-conjugating enzyme E2 Q2-like. The record is from RefSeq and is a predicted model, not a curated record. NCBI's taxonomy places the organism in Eukaryota, Metazoa, Chordata, Mammalia, Primates, Cercopithecidae.
AUGCCCACACUAACACACAUGCCCACAAACAACACGCAUACGCCGCCUUCUCUGCCACCUGCAGGUGCCCAGCACCCUCACCGGCCGGCUUGUGCCGCAUGGAUCUGGGACGUGCAGCCAGUCGGCACAUUGAAGCACAUGCGUGGGAAGAGUCACAGCACAGAUGCUCACCUGCACACAGAGGCAUUUGCACCAGCUCCCUGCACACUCGUGCCUGAGUUCUUCCUCAUUCUGUCUCUGUUCCCUGCUUUGGCCAGGGGCUAUCCUCGAUGUGACCCACACUACACCUCUGCCCAUGGCAGCUUUUUACCCAGUUAUCCUCCAAUUCCUCACCACAGUCAAGGCAGCGGGAAGAGGCGGAGCCGCGAGAGCGCCGCCCAGCGGCCCCACCAAGUGGUCGCGGCCAUAACAGCGGCUCCUCCCCGGCUCACCUCCCGCGCCCCUGCCGCCGGAGAUGAGGGAGAAACUAACAAUGAACACGGACUCCUUGAGGUAGAAAAAGUUAGAAUGCAGCCUCUGGUGCUGUUUGAGAGAUCCCUGUCUCUCCGGCGGGGCCGCUGCUGUGUUCUGGAAAGGCGCAUUGUACCGUGGAUGCGGCAGGAAUCCUAUUCAUCUUCUUCACCCAUAUGGUUUGUGGACUCUGAUGAGCCAAAUCUGAGAUCAGUUCUGGAAUGUCUAGAAGAUACUAAGAACAACAAUUUGUUUCAUCAGCAAUUGAAGUGGGUGAUAUGUGGACUCUGCAGAUUAUAUAACCUUCCUAAGCACAUGGAUGUUGAGAUGCCAGAUCAACCACUACCCAUGGGUCAGCCCUGGAAGAUUCUUUCUCUAUUUUCGAAUGGGACAAAAGAAGAAGUGACUUCAAAGAAGAGGAAGAAGAGAUGGCUGAAGAUAUAGAAGACUUAGAUCACUAUGAGAUGAAAGAAGAGCCUAUGAGUGGGAAACAGUUGGAGGAUGAAGGAACUGAAAAAGAAAAUUGGGCAAUAUUAGAGAAAAUUAGGAAGACUGAAAGCCUGCAGUGUCUGGGUCAGUGCAAGCUUCAGAUAGACUUAUGAAGGAGCUCAGGGACAUAUAGAGAUCACAGAGUUAUAAGACAGGUUGAACCUGAUAGUCCUUUGCACAGUGAUCUUCAGAUCUUAAAAGAAAAACAAGGAAUAGGAGACAUUUUGCUUAUCUUUUAAGGUAAGAAAAUUGUUAUGAGACUCUAUAUCCUUCUAAUGGGCGUGUAUAUUUGUACAAGUGUUUUGGAAAACAGUUUGGUAAAGUGGAAGAUACUCAUACCCUAUGGUUCAGGAAUCUUGUGGAUAUAUACUCCACAAGAAAUGAGUACAUAGGUGCCAGGAGACACAGGAAUGUUCAGAGCAGCAUCAUUUAUAAUAGCCCCAAACAGAGAAGAACCCAAAUGUUCAUUCCAAUAAACUGGAUGAUUGUGGUAUUCAUAAAAUGGCUUGCAGCUAUGUGGGAUGAGAUGGGCAGAUCUUGAACACUAUGUUGAGCAAAAGAGACCAGACCCUCAAAACUUAUUUUGUACAAUUUCCUCUA